Phascolarctos cinereus (koala) is the source of this 3521-nucleotide messenger RNA. It is a transcript of the gene SLC71A2, whose product is annotated as solute carrier family 71 member 2. Gene Ontology annotation, biological process: transmembrane transport. Gene Ontology annotation, cellular component: membrane. Lineage: Eukaryota; Metazoa; Chordata; Mammalia; Diprotodontia; Phascolarctidae. Gene Ontology annotation, molecular function: transmembrane transporter activity. The record is from RefSeq and is a predicted model, not a curated record.
AGUGUCCCGGGUUCAGCCACGGGGUCUCGGUCUUCUAGCUUGCCUGGCGGGGGCGGGCAGGGCGAUCCCCGAGGCGGCCGCCGCAGGGUUCCUCCGGUCGUGCUGGGGACUCAUCGCUCCGGCGCUCCGGGUAACGCGCGCGGCACUGCGCGUGCGCCUGGGAGCCCGCGCCCCUCCCCCGGCCCCAGCCAGUUGCAGUGGUCUGCUGGGCUGCCUGCCUCUUACUGCGCCCCGCCGCUGGCGCCCCCGCCGCCGCCGGGCGAGCUCAGCGCGAGCGCAGCUGGCCCUAGCGAAGCAGAUGACGGAACGAGCGCUGGCGGGAGGAGGAGGCCGCUGCCAGCUCGAGAGGGUCCCGGGGUGGGAGCGGAAUCCGCCGCAGCCGCAGCCCCUCCUCUUGCUUGCCUCGCCGUCCCUCCCAGCCGGCUGGGAAAUGGGACCAAUAUGAGUCCCGAGCUGCCGCCGGAGAAAGAAGAGCAGGCGGUGGCAGCUGCGGCGGCACCCGCGGCAUCAGCGGAGGAGGAGGAAGGAGGCGGCAUCUGCAAAAAGAGAAGUAGCCGCAUUAUGCUGGUGAGGAGGAUCGGCGCGAAGCUGGGGGGCAGCAGCUCGCAUCAAGGUAUUGGCCAUCCUAGUGUAUACCAUGCAGUUGUUGUCAUCUUCCUUGAGUUCUUUGCUUGGGGUCUGCUUACAACUCCUAUGCUCAUAGUCCUACAUGAAACAUUUCCUCAACAUACUUUCCUCAUGAAUGGUCUCAUUCAGGGUGUGAAGGGACUGUUAUCCUUUCUGAGUGCCCCCCUUAUAGGUGCUCUGUCUGAUGUAUGGGGAAGAAAACCUUUUCUUCUAGUUACAGUUUUCUUCACAUGUUUCCCAAUUCCAUUAAUGAGAAUAAGCCCAUGGUGGUACUUUGCUAUGAUUUCUGUCUCCGGAGUUUUUUCGGUUACUUUCUCUGUAAUAUUUGCAUAUGUAGCUGACAUUACUCAAGAGCACGAGAGAAGUACAGCCUAUGGAUUGGUAUCUGCCACAUUUGCAGCAAGUUUGGUAACCAGCCCUGCUAUUGGAGCAUAUCUGUCUGCCAGCUAUGGAGAUAACCUGGUUGUGCUUGUGGCCACAGUGGUGGCUCUCUUGGAUAUCUGCUUCAUCUUGUUAGCUGUCCCGGAGUCUCUGUCUGAAAAAAUGAGGCCUGCUUCUUGGGGACCUUCAAUUUCAUGGGAGCAGGCAGACCCUUUUGCGUCUCUGAAGAAAGUGGGAAAAGAUUCCACAGUCUUGCUGAUCUGUAUCACUGUCUUUCUUUCAUACCUUCCUGAAGCCGGGCAGUAUUCUAGUUUUUUUCUCUAUCUGAGACAGAUUAUAGGUUUUGGAUCAGCUAAAAUUGCAGCAUUUAUUGCCAUGGUAGGAAUCCUGUCUAUUGUAGCUCAGACGGUAUUUCUUAGCAUCUUGAUGAAGUCAAUAGGAAAUAAGAACACUGUUCUCCUGGGGUUGGGUUUUCAGAUGUUCCAGUUGGCUUGGUAUGGUUUUGGAUCCCAGGCAUGGAUGAUGUGGGCAGCAGGAACUGUAGCAGCCAUGUCAAGUAUUACAUUUCCAGCGGUCAGUGCACUUGUUUCACGAAAUGCAGAGUCAGACCAGCAAGGAGUUGCCCAAGGAAUAAUAACUGGAAUUAGAGGUCUGUGUAAUGGCCUUGGACCAGCACUGUAUGGCUUCAUCUUCUUUUUGUUCCAUGUGGAGUUAACAGAAUUGGAAUCAGUUCAGAGUUCUAAAGAAAGUGCCAUUCAUGAUUCUGGCAGUAAGGGAGCCAUCAUUCCCGGCCCACCUUUCCUGUUUGGUGCAAUUGCAGUCCUCCUGGCUUUCCUGGUUGCCUUAUUCAUCCCCAGACACAGCAAAGCCAGCAGUAAUAGGAAGCACAACAGCAGCGUCAGUGGCAACCUGCCCACCAACCCAGAACGAGGCAGUGAUGAGGACAUUGAACCCCUGCUGCAAGAUAGCAGUGUUUGAGAACUCUCUUCUUAGGGGGAGACUGCACAUCCACGUCCUGAGUUGUGGACAUUGCAGAAGGAGGGAGCUACAGCAAGCUUACCACUCCAGAGAACUGUGGAAAGGGCUGAAAGAAUAUGAAAAUUAUAGGACCCUGUGGUGAUGAUAUUGACACCUUCCCAGGGCUGAGUUUUUGAGACUGAUCUUCACCCUCCCCCACUCCCCCCAUUCUGUUGAUAUAUUAGGAACAAGGUAAGAUUUGAAAUUCUUAUCUGCAAAUGAUAUGCACCUCUAAUGGUGGUCCAGAGCCCUAACCUUGAAACUCCAAUGUAAGGGGCACCUCUGUAGCAGAGAGAGGAGUUCGACUACCUUUAAAAGGAGAAAUGCAGUUAGUCAUGAUGACUACAACCUUUUGAAAUUGCUUGAAGCAAACCAUGCAGGCUUUAAAUUAGACUAUGUUUCCUUUACAAGAGACAGUUAAGGUUCAUUUCUGUGUUUCUGCUAGUUUCCUUGAAUGUAUAUCCCAUUCAGUCACGUGGUUUGGGGAGAGGGCUAAACUUUACAGUCACUUUUAGGAAGGGAAUCAUCUUAACAUCAGUUUGCAGUGUCUUUAUUUCAUCCUUCCCAGGUCUUGACUACAGCAAAAUUCAUCAUGCCAGUGGGCAGUAAUAAUACAGAGAGCAAUAAUGUUCUGUUUUCUAUGACAUAGAAAGAAAAUGUUCUUUAAAUAUAGAUCAUGUUGAACCACCAAAUUCAAAGUUUCAAAAAUGAUUUCAAAGGAAAAGAAAAGUCUUUACGUGGGCACACUGAAUAGAAGUUACUCCCUUUCCUCCAAGGCUCAGUAAAUGUGAACCUUCCUAACUGUGUGGGACAAAAUCACUGGGUGCUAAGGGAAUAUAUAUCCAAGUUUGCGCACACUUAUUACUCAGUUCCCUCUCCCCAUCUCCCUUACCUGACCUGUGAAGUCUUUGUUCCCAUUAAUUGCACUACUGCCUUAACUGCUCUGUGAUGUGCAUUUAUUAUCAUAUUUAGCUUUCAUAUCAGUCUCUUUAUCUCACUUGCUGAAUCUCAUGGGAACAUUCAUGUAAAAUUCCUUUCUGAAAGAGUGAUGCUUUAGUGGGCCUAGUUUCACUACAAGUCCCUCAGUAACUUUUGAGAUGUUUUAUGGGGGAAAAAAAUCUACACAAAUUUAUAUGUAUUUUGCUGCACCAUUAAAAGGACCAUUGAACAACAUCCUACUCUAAUGAAGCACUCCUAUGAAUGUUUUAUAUGUAUGAAAUAUAUGUAGAUAUUUGUAAGGAGUUUUAAUUUUUUUCCUGAUGGGGUGCUGUGUAAAUCUUGUAUUUAUAAAUGUAAUGAGGGUAUUGACUGAAAAAAAUAUAUAUAUACAGCUUUUAUAAACGAUUGUGUACUGACUGAAUACAUUUAAAAGAAAAAAAUAUAUUUUGAAACAUGUUCUGCCUUGAAAAGAGGUAACAGGCUUUUUGUACUCUGCUCUUGGUUUUUAAGUAAAUAAGCUUCCUAAUGCAUAAUAAAUUUACAACUUCAAUGUUUAA